AUGAAGCUGGACACGUUCCGUCGUCUAAGGAUUCCUGCUCAGAAAGAUUCUCCUUUCUGCUGGGAGGUGCUGGUCAAGCAAGAUGCCUACACGCCGGCUACGAAACCCUCAGACAGCACGGAUGCUUCGAAUGCUUCUCGCCAUCCCGAGCUCGAUGCAGCUGAGGCGGAUGCACGAGGAAGAGCCGCGUGCACGGUGUUUAUGACGUCUGUGCCUCCUGCGCUUUCCGUAUCCAAGCUCUGCCGCGUGCUGGAGGAAUCGUUUGGGGAAAUCGAAGACGUCCGCGAGAAGAUUGUGGUUCAGAAGGGAGGCAAUCAGGAACACGGUCGCCGGCGAAAGACAGCAAGCCAAAGCAACUUGGUUUCGGCCAGCCUGCACCCGUCGUUCGCCGCCGUUCGCCUGCUCCACUUUGUUUUCCGUUCUGCUCUUUCCGUGUCUGCUCUGCUUUCUGCGGCGCUUCCGCUGGGAAGUGGAAAGACACAGAAAUCGGUCGCGGUCCCCCGCGAGAAGAAAUCUCAAGCUGAACGCAGGGGCUUCCUCGCGAGCGACGAUCAGACGGUCCAUGGCAGCCUUCGUCUCGGAACCGGUGGCGUCGCAGCGUGGCUGCAGGAGGCUGGCGCUAUCGGAAAGACUCCCGAUGAGCUGCAGAGGGAUGUCGACGAGUUUAUGGCGAACCACGACUUGAAGAAGGAAAUCGAGAGACAGCGAAUCAAGCAGCAGCAACUGACAGACGAGGACGGCUUCACUCUCGUUGUCGGGUCGUCUGCGACAGCGUCUGACGGGACGACGUUCAAGUCCAUCCGCCGCCUCGACGCCCCUGGGGCCUCGCCACUGGGCGUGGCAGUUUCAGGCGCGCGAGAGAGACUGAAGAGCGGGGCCGAGGAGCAAGGCGCCGUCAAUCUCUGCGUUCAGCAGAAUGCAGCUGCGGCUGGCGUCAACGGCAUCAAUGAGACGGGAGGCGGCACGGGAGGUCGCCGGAGGAAGAAGAAGAGAAAGGGUGGGAUCGAGGAGGACUUUUACCGAUUUCAGAGACGCGAAAAGAGACGAAAAGAGUUCCUCGACGUGCAGCGAUCGUUGGUGGCAGACGAGAAGGCCGUGGAAGCGAUGGAGAAAGCACACAAAUUCUCACUCUGA
Molecule: messenger RNA, 1134 nt
Organism: Neospora caninum
Lineage: Eukaryota; Apicomplexa; Conoidasida; Eucoccidiorida; Sarcocystidae
Exons: 7
Coding region: 1-1134 (377 amino acids)
Biological process (GO): ribosomal small subunit assembly; rRNA processing
Cellular component (GO): UTP-C complex; CURI complex
Source: RefSeq, a predicted model, not a curated record